AUGAGCAACAGAAGUGAUAUUGUGACCGAUCCUGAAUUUGACGAGGUGUCGUCCUUUUCUUCUGUGGACUCGUACAAACCGGAGCCGUUUGUCGGGUUCGGCACGGAGGAGGAGCAGCACGACUCGCGGCUGUUCAAGAACGACACAAUUCUGAACAGCGAGGACCUGGCGGAAAACACGGCGAACACUCCGUCCGACCUGAACUCAAAGGCCAGCUCGACCACCCUGGGAAAGCGGGACUCGAACGCCAUCGAGCGGGUCGUUACCAAGAACGCAAUGAACAACCAAUCGGAGAGCGCAGACGCGCUCAGGUCCAAGGGACUCGAUACCACCAAGAGAAGGAACAUACCGGACAUCAAUGCGCCACUGACGCUUACGCAGUCGCACUUCCCGGAGGAGUACCAAGUGGAAACGGAAACGGGACUCGUCAAGAUGAAAACCAUCGAGAGUCUCAAGAGUCGCCAUUCGGGCGGUACACAUAACUCGAAAAAGAGCAAGGGGGCCUCUACCAGGUCCAAAAACUCGCUAACCUCCUCGAUGGAGGAGCACGGCGAGGCGGGACUCAACGCGGAGAAACUCAACAGCGCGGUCGAGAGAAACCGGAAAGAGCUCGAGCGGUACGAGAAGAACAGGGGCAAGAAGGGCAUCAAGGGAUUUCUGUCCAAGAUGUUUCAAUGA
Molecule: messenger RNA, 678 nt
Organism: Huiozyma naganishii CBS 8797
Lineage: Eukaryota; Fungi; Ascomycota; Saccharomycetes; Saccharomycetales; Saccharomycetaceae
Exons: 1
Coding region: 1-678 (225 amino acids)
Source: RefSeq, a predicted model, not a curated record